This is a messenger RNA of Phycomyces blakesleeanus NRRL 1555(-), 654 nucleotides long. RefSeq names its product carbohydrate esterase family 4 protein. The record is from RefSeq and is a predicted model, not a curated record. The transcript is spliced from 5 exons. Gene Ontology annotation, molecular function: hydrolase activity, acting on carbon-nitrogen (but not peptide) bonds. Lineage: Eukaryota; Fungi; Mucoromycota; Mucoromycetes; Mucorales; Phycomycetaceae. Gene Ontology annotation, biological process: carbohydrate metabolic process. Bases 1 to 654 code for a protein of 217 amino acids.
AUGUACAUAUUAUUGUAUAUUGUCGAUGCUGCUGUAAUCAAAGGAAACUUACAAGCUUGCAAACCCGGCUAUUUUGCCCUCACAUUCGAUGAUGGACCCAAUACAUACACCCCUGAACUUAUUGACACUUUGAAUCAACAAGGUAUCCCGGCUACGUUUUUCAUAAACGGACUUAAUUUCAUCAUCUUCGCUCAGGAUGCUAUUGCAAAAGCCUAUAGAUCAGGGCAUCAGAUUGCCAGUCAUACUUAUACACAUCCGCAUUUGACAGAACUAUCUGACAAAGAAAUUGAGAUCGAGAUGCUUCGCCUGGAAAAUCAGACAAUGCAUAUCAUAGGAAAAAGACCUGCCUACAUGCGUCCACCAUUUGGCGAUAUUAACAAGCAUAUAAUUGAUCUACUCAACAAUCUGGGUUAUACUAUUGUUACAUGGUCUCUGGACACUAAAGACUACGAAACACACAACUUAUCAGAUGAAAUGAAGAGUGUGUCGGUUGGUAUGGAAGGCUCCUCUCAUGGAUAUAUCGCACUUACUCAUGAUGUUUAUAAGCAGACAGUAGAAGAACUGGCAAUUUCGCUUAUUAAUUGGGCCCGUGACAAAGGUUUCAAGUUUUGUACAGUGGCCGAGUGUAAGUUUUUGUUGUUAGAUAAAGUUUAA